AUGGACCCCUCUUCACCUCAGCAACCUUCACCUAUUUUCAAUUUCCUCAAAUCUUCACUACCUCAAUCCAUCAUGCAAGGUUCAACAUGGGGCUCGCCACCCACCGUCCUCUCACCUUUGCCCGAAGAGAGAGAUGUAUCCCCUAGCCGUCACUCAACUAUUGAGGAAAAGAGAGACAUGAAUUCACCAAGACUAUUAUUGAAACUUCGAACUCCUGAACUUGAAAAGGCGGGUACCCAGAAGCUUGAAAGUAUGGCUAUGGAUGCGGAAAAGCAUAAUCCGAUUCCGGAGACUGUUCCAACAUCAAGUGUAACAUGUUCUCAAAUAUCCAAGCCACUUCAUUCAAAUUCCCCCCAAAAAGUGCCAUUCAACAAAAGUCGAACACGAGAACCAGCCAAAAUGUCAGAUUCGAAAAUACCAACGCAAGUACAACCCUCGACUUCAUCACUACGCCCACAACACUCAAUAUCACCAACCAAGCCAAAACGAGCCUCUUCCGCCCCACCUCCACUGAAACGAAAACGAUCACAAACACCCAUUCCUUACUGGAAGCAAACCGUCAGCGCCUUGAAAGAGCCAGGGGGUCGAGAAAAUGAGAAGAGGAUGCAGACUGUUGAGAUUAUUGACUUGGUUUCUGAUUCUGAUGAUGAGGUGGUGCAGAAUCCUAUGAAGAAGGUGUGUUUGGAGCGAACAGAGUCGGUGGCUUCGCCUAAGAAGGUCGGUGGGGGUUCGAAGUCGAGUGAGCGGUUGAGGAGAGAUGAGGAGGUGAAGCGUAGAGAGGCAUCGGGGCGUGUAGGAAGUCGGGUGGGGGAUGCAGAGAAUGAGUCGAGAGGGGCAUUGCAGAAGUCGAAACCUGCGGUUGAAAUUCCACGUCUAGGAGUAGGUUCGAGGACACCAAAAGGUGGUGAUAUUGCACGCACAUUAAUAUCACCGACUCCAGAUGAGGAACUCGACCUCGGAGAGUCAUUGAGGGGAAAAGAGAAGUCAAAUUUGGUACAAACAUUAUUAUCACCAACACCACAACAAAAUCCGGAUGCUUCAACGCAAGCGAACUCGACACUACAAUCCACCGCUCUUGCAAGACCGUCCGAAACAUCAUCUACAACCCCAGAGCCAACUGUGACUGAAAAUCCAAUCAUCGAUAAUGCCCUCAGUCGAGCAUCUGCUUCUUUGAGCAUAUGUAUCAAGUACCCAAAGAACAGGCAAGAUGAGACGACCACGCCGCAGACGCCAGAUACGCCAAAGGGUCGCAGAACUCAGGAAGUACCUUCAAGCGCUGAGCGUUCUCGAAUACAAACCCCGAAAUUACAGCUCAGAGCUCCGGACGCUUCGGACUCACAACUGGCGACGACUAUUGGAGCUCUUUUUGGUCCCAAAAUCUCUUCCGGGCUGCAAUCACUCAACCCUGUGGAUCAAUCACUUCAGGAGACUUUGAUGGAGCAGCCAGUUACCCUUGAGCGUUCUCGCAAACUGAAAAUGCCAGAUCCGCAAGUCAUGAAAGACUUUAAGGCACGACUUGAAAGUCCAGUACGGAAUUAUGCAGUACGAAGUGAGAAGGUUUCUCCUAAGCCUGCACUAAAGAGGGAGAGAAAAGCGAAGACACCGCUUGAAGAGCCGAGAACUUUAACAGGUAGAGCGAGAUCUCAGAGUGUUUAUGACGAAUUCGAACACAAAAACAUGACCUCUGGCGCCCAACUCGGGUCCGCAGACAUCGGAAACGAUGGCAACCAGCAAACCUCUCAGAACUCUGCUUGGGCAUCCUUUUCUCGGCCGUUGGUCUCGUUUCAAGAGUCAUUUAUGCCUUCAGCAAUGACUUCGACCUCAUUCUCUUCGUCUCCGUCUGUGCGAAGCAACCAAGACCAGGAACCGCCUACUUUUCUCAAGCCUCUUCCAGAUAUAGUGCAAAUAUCGCUUGGUCAUCACGUCUUCUCUAUUCAUCAAGAAAUCCUUAGCAGCCAUUGUCCAGUACUGGCUGGUAUCUGCCGUGAAGACGGAGAAAGAUUGAAACGCGUAUUGGAAGAUAUGGAUGUGGAUGUCGUUGGCCUUCUCGUACAGUGGAGUACGGUCAAGUAUAUUGUCUGCCUGGCACUACCUUGCUUGUGA
Molecule: messenger RNA, 2103 nt
Organism: Mollisia scopiformis
Lineage: Eukaryota; Fungi; Ascomycota; Leotiomycetes; Helotiales; Mollisiaceae
Exons: 2
Coding region: 1-2103 (700 amino acids)
Source: RefSeq, a predicted model, not a curated record